AUGUCAAACACAGAGGCGAAAUCAAAGAAAAUGGAGGGAGGAGAUACGUCCUCCCAUGUAUUUGGUAAUGCAUUGCAGACUUGGAUAGAAAUUGACUUGCCAUCAUUGCAAAAGAAAUUAGAUGAACAAGGAAUAGAGUUGAAAGAGGAUCAAAAGGCUUCUUUGUUAAGCAGAAAGAACUUAGCCUCAAAAACAAAAGAAUUCAAAAAGUUGGAAGAUUCUGAGAAAUUGAAUCAAUUCAAAUCGUUAUUGAAGUUGUAUCAAAAUGAAAUUGAUAAUUUGACCACUAAGAACAAAAUGGUUGAGAGUUAUUUCUUUGGAAUUUAUAGAAGCUUGGCCGAAGCACCUGAUCCACGUCCAUUACUCGAAAUGUCUUUAGACUCAGUAAUUGAAUCAAAAGAAACCUUAUCGUUGAGAAAAGAAGUCGAUAGGUUGACUGAUGAGUUGGCAAAACGUGCCGAUUAUGACAACUUGAAACAAAGAUUAUUGCAGAAUGAACAAAAGGCAGCAGAAUUAUUGAGUUUGAAAUUAAAUGCUAAAGAAGAUGAAUUCAAGUCAAUAAUAGAUGAAAAAGAAUCUAAUUGGUUGGAAAAGGAAAACCAUUUGAAAGAUCAAAUCAAGAUAGCACAAAGACAAAUUGAAGAAUUACGAACUUCCAAUGAGGUAACUGAGUUGAAGUUAGAUAACCAAAACAAACAAACUGGAAGAGAUGGUGUUUCAGCUUCUACAUUAGCAGAGUUGGAAAUUGUAACCAGAGAUGCAGAGGCAUCGAAGAAAAGAGUAUUUGAAUUGGAGAAAAGAAAUGAAGACUUGAGGCGUGAAUUAUCAAAGUCACAAAAUGAUAUUGAAAUUAAACUGAUCAAAGAGGAUUAUUCCAAAAGGGUGUCUGAGUUGGAAGGUGAAAAUGUUCUUUUAGUAGCCAAUUUAAACCAAACUCGAAAAAAGUUGCAAGAUUCUGAUAAAGAACAUGCGUUGAAGACAGAUUCAUUGAAUCGCGAUAUCUCGAGUAUGGAACUUGAAAUUAAGAAUUUAAAACUUCAAUUGGACAAAGCAUCUGACUAUGAAGAGAUUAAAGGCGAGUUGCAAUUACUCAGACAAAUUGAGUUUGGACAUGGAGAUGAGGACGAUGAAACUGGAAAUGCAAAUGCUAAAGUGGACUCGAUACUUAUAGAAAGAAACAAAUCACUUACACAACAAUUGGCAGAUCAUAGAGCCCAGCAUGAUGAUUUGAAUUCAAAAAUUGUCAGCCUAGAAGCACAAGUGGAAUCAUCCUUAGCGGAGGUUAACAGACUUAAAGAGUUGAAUGAAAAGUUAGAAAAUGACUUGGCCAAUCUUCAAGAUGUUGCUAGCAGCAACAGGUUCAAUGAUAAUGCAAGUUUAAUUUCAGGUAUGUCCAGAAUGACCAGACCAAAUGGUAGAAGUGGAAGCAUUAUUUCCGGUCACCCAGGCAAUAAUAGUUUUGGUAGUGGAUUGGGGAUUGUCGCAGAAGACUCACCAUCAAUUUUACCAAUAAUAACCAAGCAAAGAGAUAGAUUCAGAGAAAAAAAUAAUGAGUUAGAGGAAGAACUCAGAAAACAAUUCAACCUAGUGAAUGAAUUAAAGAGACAGAACAAUUCAUUGAAAAAAGAUAAUGAAGAGUUGUACGAAAGAACAAGAUAUUUGGCAUCAUUCCAAACACCAGGUACAAGAAAUAUAACUACUACAUCAACGGGAAGAAAAUUCUUGAACCCAAAACCAAAUACUGAUUUAGAGAGUAAUCCAUAUCAACAAAGCUAUGAGUUAAAAUUGCAUCCAAUUGAACAGUUUAGAAUGAGGGAGCAGGAAAGAAUAAAUUCUAGAUUAUCUCCGUUGGAAAGAUUAUUCAUAUCGAUAACAAGAGCAGUUUUGACCACCAGAACAACACGUAUGUUAUUUUUAGCUUAUUGUUUGGGACUACAUAUUAUUGUUAUGUUUGUGACAAUUUAUGCCAUGAAUUUGCUGACCACCUUGAUACCAGAAGUUGGAAAGAAUACGAGUACUGGUGGAAUAGCUUCAAGCAAAGUAGUUAAUGAUGUUCUGUCUGGGAAAGUAGCGAGUCCCUUAUAA
Candida dubliniensis CD36 is the source of this 2085-nucleotide messenger RNA. RefSeq lists its product as uncharacterized. NCBI's taxonomy places the organism in Eukaryota, Fungi, Ascomycota, Pichiomycetes, Serinales, Debaryomycetaceae. The transcript has a single exon. The coding region runs from base 1 to 2085 and encodes 694 amino acids. Gene Ontology annotation, cellular component: Golgi membrane. Gene Ontology annotation, biological process: intra-Golgi vesicle-mediated transport. The record is from RefSeq and is a predicted model, not a curated record.